Diospyros lotus (date-plum) is the source of this 2760-nucleotide messenger RNA. RefSeq lists its product as uncharacterized. The transcript is spliced from 3 exons. NCBI's taxonomy places the organism in Eukaryota, Viridiplantae, Streptophyta, Magnoliopsida, Ericales, Ebenaceae. Bases 678 to 1046 code for a protein of 122 amino acids. The record is from RefSeq and is a predicted model, not a curated record.
GGCGCGACAUCAAAGUAGCUCUUGAUUCCAGACAUGACCUCCCUGCAGAUGAUGUCCUUAAGCUAAGUUAUAUUGCUGUUGUGAUAAUUUUGUUGCUUAGCCACGAUGAACGCGCACCGGUGGAGGACUUUCUGUGGACUAUGGCCGAGGACUUACAUGCAUUUCAGUCGUUCCCUUGGGGUACGUACAUCUAUAGUAAGAGCCUGCAUUACCUCCGGAUGGCCACUGCAGAUGGCAAGCUAAGUGGGGAGCUUGGCAAGAAAGUCAAUAUUUAUGGUUUUGUUUGGGCGUUUCAGGUACUAAAUUCAGUAUAGUGACAUCGGUCUGUCGAAAAUGAACAUUACAUUAUUUGUGUAAUAUUUGUCGAUGCCAACUACACUUUUGUUUGACUUGAAUUGUUUUAUCGGCUUAUUAUUGAAAUUAUUUGAUUUAUACAGUGGUGGAUGAUCGAAACAUUCCCAUGGGUGGAGAAUAAGUGAGCGAUCAGACUAUCCGUUCUGGUCUCCAUUCCCAGAUGUCGGAAGUGGUGCUCUAAAAAAAGGCGACAUAAAUCAACUACGUAGAAGGCCUUAGGAAUGUAUGUUUGAAACCUCAAAUUAAAUUGAGUAACUUUUUGAAUAUUUUUAGUAAACUAAAUAAAUGAUAAAAUCAUAUCGUAGGUUCGGGGUACGAGUGCGAUGCUUGAGCCAACCAAUGCAGAGCGUGACAUUGACUUUUGGAGGUCCUUUAACCCUCUGUACUGGGUUGGUGUGAACGUAUACAAAUUAGGCGACGGAGGGAUUGACCAUAAUCUGGAGGAUGCGGUCUGGUUCGACCAGGUGGUAAAGGAGGAUGAGGUGGCGGAGGAGGAGGAAGAGGUAAAUGUGGCUGAUGGUGCUCCUCGUACAGAUACAAUGUCAACGUGUAGGGCGAAGACAGGACUCCCUCCUACUACGCAUCGUGAACAGCACCAAGAAGAGAUCACCGAUAAGCUGAAUCUGACGCUGGAGAUGUUGUUGUCCAUGAACGGUGAACUCAGUGAGAUGAGCACACAUUUGGACCAGUAAAUCGAUCUAAUGAGCUCACGCAUGACGCUCACUGAGAGGAGGUUGGGCCAUGUGGAGUGGAGGUUGAGGCAAGUGGAAAUGCGACAAGCAUCACUGCUUGCCCAUCUAUGCGUCCCGCCUGUUAUGCAUUCCCCAACUGACAUGGAUGGUGGUUAUGAUGAGGAACCAAAUGGUCAACAUACACCUCCAGUUAACGAUGAAGUGGAUUACCAGACAUCACUAGGUAGAGUAUGCCCGAACUUCACUUUGAGUUUGUAUUAUAUUUCAGUCUGCAAUACCUUAUUAUAAGGGUUAGUGAUUAUACAGUUGCAAUCGCAGUGUUGUCGGCCACAAUACACCGAUCCCACCAGACUUAAGCGGGUAAGGGAUGCUGUCACGAUGGACAGGACCGACGAUGCAUUUGAUGCGGAUACAGUGCCACAAUCCAAAUCGGUUGGGACAGUGGAGGAUGUUCCUAUUCCUCAGCUGGACAGAAAGGCAGUCAAUGUGAUGGAUAAUCCGGCUCAUGUUGUGGAAUACCACCUGGAGCUAGAGGGGACAGGUGAUGAAGUCCCUCAAAAUCUAUCACCCAUUGAUGCUGCCGAGGUGGUCAUGCAGAUAGCAGCUGAAGUAGCGCAUUGCCACUUGGACCCACAUGAUGAGGAUAAUCCUAACCCCCCCGAGGGUUACGGUGAUUACAUACGGCCUGAUAAAGAGAUUGCAUGAGUAUUCAAAGGUUUAAGCAUUUUUAACUUGCUAUUUCUAUUUACAUAUGUCUAGUCAAACUCUUAAUUCGUUGUUGUAGGCGGGACACAGGGUACAUUAUCCAUCUAGUACCCAAUGACCUUCGGUGCAUAGCGGAAUCGCCUAACUGGGUAGAGGCGGCGCACAUCGACAGUUAUAUGUGUUGCCUCCGACGAAUAAUGAAGAUGCAGUCUAGUGGUGUAUAUGACACCAAUUACGCACUGAUGUCGUCAUCACUGUUUGUGAGUGCUAUACAGAAAUCUUAUAUUACUUCUUUAUUGGAUAUAUAUUUUAUCCAUGAUCAUAUAUUCCAUCUAGGUACUUAUGGUAUUGCACUUGAACAAUACAUAUGCCGGGAAGCGGUUCAUGCCUGGUAAGGCGAUUGUCCCAGACAGUUGGCUGAAUUUUGUCUAAGGCCAUACUGAUGAUGAUGAACGCCCAUGGUGGAUAGUGGACUUCGUAUGUGUUAUUUGAACUUAUUUAUGGAGUUACUGCCUUACAAAAUAUAACGUUAUAUUAUAUACAGGUGUUGCUCCCAUGCAGUAUAAAUAAUGGUCACUGGGUCCUUGCGAAUAUUUGCCUGAAGGAGGGGAAAGUUAUUGUAUAUGACUCCCUUGCGAAGUCAGUAGAUAGCAGGAAGUCCAGGGUAAGGGCCAUGCAAGCAUUGGUCAGCCUCCUCCCCAUUCUCCAGGUGCGCAGUGGAUAUUAUGAGCAUCUAUCCAAAGCUACGCCUGCUUACAAAAAAUAGGUGUUGCAGAUUCUUGAUCCUGGGAAGGUGCCAGUGCCGCAGCAACCCGACGGGCACUCUUGCGGAGUGUACGUUAUGGAUAUCUUACGGCACAACGAGGACCAGUGGGUGAGCAAUCACAGCAUGGGUGAUAUGAUAUGUCUCCGUCAGAAGUUUGCGAUAUUUUUGUAUAGACAUAGCAAUGUAGUUGAUAGUUGAGUGUAUAUGUUAUUAGUAAAAUUAAUAUGUAUUUCUAUAGACAUU